Molecule: messenger RNA, 1674 nt
Organism: Porites lobata
Lineage: Eukaryota; Metazoa; Cnidaria; Anthozoa; Scleractinia; Poritidae
Source: the annotation of a GenBank genome assembly
UUGAGAUUGUCACAUGGCACUUUGAUUUAUAAUCUUAUGGCUCUAAACGGAUCAAGGACAACAUUAAAAUUGGGUUCUGAACUUGACGAUGGAGAAUGGCAUAAAAUCAACGCUAGUGUCAGAGGGCGAGAAGUUCGCUUGCAACUCGACGAGAAAUUCCGGACAGAACCUUUGAACCAAUCACGGCCAUUAAUGCUGGACUUUGCAAAUAAAUCUCGCCUGAAAAUAUUUCUUGGUGCCUUCGAAGAGAGAGAUUUUCCCGGUUUCGUUGGGUGCGUUUACAAUUUACAGAUAGACAGUCAUAGGAUUACAGUGAAUAAUCUCAAGACUAAAAGCGACAAACACACUAAUAAAUAUUUGCGAAACACUUGCCGCCUACAGAAUCGCUGCCAGCCGAAUCCGUGUAAAAACCGAGGCAUGUGUACACAGACUUGGGACAGGUUUUACUGUAAUUGUAAAUACACCAUAUUUGAAGGGAAACGAUGCGAUAUUUCCAUUUACAAGGCCACAUGCGAAUAUUACAAAGCCAUGGGGUUGAAGAAACGUACUUUGUGUUUGGUUGACUCAGUAGGUGGUGGAACGCCAUAUACGGCAUAUUGUAAUUUAACCCGGGAUGCCGCAAAAACGACAAUACGUCACGAUAAAAUGACUAAAACGAGAGUAGGAGAUGGGAAUAGAAAAGGAUCUUAUUAUCUACAUAAAAUAACGUACUCCAUUGCUAUGGAACAAAUUGAACAAUUAAUUAGGAAAAGCAUGAAAUGUCGCCAACAUGUUAGGUUUCAUUGCUUCUUUUCUAAGCUUUUAAAUUCGCCCAAUGGGCCUCCUCACGCCUCGUGGCUGUCACGUGACUCGGAGAGACAAAACUAUUGGGGCGGAGCAGAACCUAGAAGUGAAAAAUGCGCAUGCGGAAUGAAUGACCCGCCAACUUGUAAGAGUCCCUCUAAAUUUUGCAAUUGCGACAACAAGGUUAAAAUAUAGCAAGUGGAUGAAGGAUAUUUGACAGAUAAAAACACUCUUCCCGUCACUGCUCUGGAAUUUAACGCCAAAAGCGAGAGAUCUGACUUCACAGUAGGUCCACUGGAAUGUUGGGGAAGUCUGGAUAAACGUAAAAUUUCGAUGAUACAACCCCAGCAGAGUGGAAUGGCGACUGAUAAUCCAUUAGAGAAAGGUUGUCCGAAUGAUCCGAAACUAGAGGAACCUAACAGCACCACGACUUCUCCUGGCUCCAUCAAUAAAGUUUCCACACCGAAACCUUGUCCAAUAGAGUGCACAACAUCCCCAACCUCCACGUCAAAUGUUACCUCGACAACUAUCUCUCCUAAAACGCCAGCAAAAGAAAUACAAAGCUCACCAUCGCCAAAAGAAUUCACUGUAGAUAACGGAAGCGGAGAAUUGUCUACCAUCGCUAUCGUAAUGAUUUCCGACGCUUUAGUAGUUAUUGUUCUAUUAUCCAUGAAAUUAGGUCUUCCUCGCGUUAUAAUGUGUGUUCGAACGCACAGUAAGCGUGGCGAGUACAUUGUCCCACCAACCGGCUCUGGUGGAUAUCCAGCAAGAUUAAUUCCGCUGGUAGCCAAACGUGCGUCAGUACGGGGUAAGCAGUUAACACAGUACAGCGUAAAUGACAAACAUGUAGAGGGCAACACUACAAGUGGAAUCAAUUCAUACUGGGCGUGA